This is a messenger RNA of Babesia microti strain RI, 1443 nucleotides long. RefSeq names its product apicoplast ribosomal protein L15 precursor, putative. Gene Ontology annotation, molecular function: structural constituent of ribosome. Lineage: Eukaryota; Apicomplexa; Aconoidasida; Piroplasmida; Babesiidae. The transcript is spliced from 8 exons. Gene Ontology annotation, biological process: translation. The coding region runs from base 1 to 1443 and encodes 480 amino acids. Gene Ontology annotation, cellular component: mitochondrial large ribosomal subunit. The record is from RefSeq and is a predicted model, not a curated record.
AUGCGAUAUGUAAUUAAACAAAUUAUAUUUAUAUCGCAACUAACAAGUGUUUGUAUCGCAAUUAACUGUGUAAAUGGUUGUAUUUUGUCUCCGGCAUUCUUCAAAAAUCCCAAUGUAAUAACGAUCCCGAAGGAAUACAAAACCGUUUAUCCCUCCGAAAUAGAAGAGGUUGAAAAUAUAAUAAAAAUCCAUGAUCUUGGCAUAGGCUACGAUAAAAUUGGUCGAGCCCAUCCACUGUACAAAUUCCUACAAGCAGAGCGCAAACGUAUAAUCAAGUUGGAUUUUGAACAGAGGAACCGCAAUUACUACGCAGAACUUAGGAAGUAUGCUGAAUUAAUCCACUCUGUCAAGAAUGGAACAUUUCAGUCUGUGUUUAACAAGGAACAAAUUGAAGCCUAUAAAGAGUUAUUUGACAAGAUGAGCGAAGCUUGCCAAAGUAUAUAUGAGGAAAUGGAUGAAAUUAUGUCAAAUAAUGAACUAUCAAUGGAGGAAAAAACUGAUAUGCUUGCAGAAUUGAGACUUGAUGCCGAGGCUAUACAUGCCGAUGUUUUUGAGCGUAACAAAAGCAAACUGGAAAGGACCGGGGCAUUAUCCGUUGUGGAAUCGAUUAUACCAAAGGAAAUAUGCUUGUGGGACACAAGACAACGCGAUCCUAGAAGGGCUUUUUUUGACCUACCACCAAAUGCAAAAGUUGAAGGAGAUGUUGUUUGGGAUUUCAAUACACUGGGUGGAAAUAGGGUUAAAGGCGAAAGAUUUUGGAAAUUACAUGAAUUGCCGAAAUUUGGGUUGAAAAAGCGGAAGAGAUUGGGUAGGGGUCAUGGGUCAGGUCAUGGUGGGAGUUCUGGCAGAGGUUGCAAAGGCCAAAAACAUAGGAGGGGGAGAUACUUGAGGAAAGGAUUCACUGGUGGUCAAUCGCCUUUGUACCGCCAAUUGCCAAAAUAUGCUGGCCGUCCUGUCGGUAAAGGGCACCGUUAUAAUCGCUUAAAAUAUCAGUUGAUAAACAUUGAUCUGCUAAAUGGAAUGCCUGAGGGUAGCAUUGUGGAUUGGAACAUUUUGGAGCACAAAGUGGGUGGAUUGGGGAGGUAUAAAUUCAAACAUCCCAUAAAAGUUGUUGGAGGGAAGAAAAAGUUUAUUGAUGGGAAAGCAGUUAAGUCUCCGGGGCUAACCGUAAAAAACUUGAUAGUAAAGGCCCACGCGUUUUCUAAACCUGUUGCUAGGGAGAUUAUCGCAAAUGGAGGUAAAUGCUUGUUGCUAAGGCCCAAAACAUUGGAUAUUGUGGAGGAAGAGUAUGACCCAAGGGCGCCGCUGCCCUAUCGAUUUAUGUUUUCUGGAAAGCCUUCAAGGCGUGAAAUUUAUCGCAGGAAUCUGCUAGCAAAAUUAAGAGCCCAAGAUGCCCUUGAAGCUAAAGAGGCUGAGAGUAUGACUGCUUAUGCUAAUUUAUAA